AUGUGUGAAGAAACACAGAAUUAUCUAUGGGCUACACAGGAUAUACUUGGUCAUGGUGCUACAUCUCAAGUAUACAAAGCUUAUAAUAAAUCAACAGGAGAAUUAGUUGCUGCUAAAGUUUAUCAAGUAUCAUCAAAUCUACGUUCACCCUAUGGUGGACAUCAAAAUUAUGCUCGUGAAAAAGAUUUCCGUCCAAUCUUAGAUCGUGAAAUGGAUAUACUUAAGGCAGCUGAUCAUGAAAAUAUUGUUCGUUAUAUUGCAUUGGAACCAGUUGUUCAAUCAGAUGCAACACAUUCACUAGGCAAUCGAGAAGCUUUAUUAAUUGAAUAUUGUAAUGGUGGAAGUUUACAUAAUGUUCUUGAAUUACCUGAAAAUCGUUAUGGUCUGAUGGAAGAUGAUUUUAUGUUAGUUUUUAAACAUCUUACCAAUGCAUUAAAAUAUUUACAUGAUAAAAAUACCAUUCAUCGUGAUAUUAAGCCAGAUAAUAUAAUGCUUUCAGUUAAUAUCAAUGGUGAACGUACAUAUAAAUUAGCUGAUUUAGGUGUUGCUCGUCUUAUAAAUGAAGGUGAAAAUGCGUUUACUUCAUUAGUUGGUACUGAAGAAUAUAUUCAUCCUGAUUUAUAUCGAGCUGCUGUACGUGAUAAUAAAACAAAUGUUUUACGAACAGCUUUACAAACUCGUGUUGAUUUUCCGUUCGAAGUUGAUCUAUGGUCGCUUGGUGUAACACUUUAUCAAUGUGCAACUGGUGAACUUCCAUUUCAACCAUUUGCUGGUACACGUAAAGAUCGAACAGUUAUGAAACGUAUUCUAGAUUCAAAACCAUCUGGUUGUAUUUCCGGUAUGGAAACUACACCAGGUGGAGAAAUUCAAUGGUCAAAAACAUUACCAGAUUCAUGUCGUUUAUCAUCCAGUCUUAAAUAUCGAUUAGAACUUUUAUUACAACGUUUAUUAGAAUCCGAAAGAAAUAAGUUAAUGACAUUUAGAGAAUUUUUUAUUGAAACUGAUCGUAUUCUUAAUCUAAUGCCAAUUUAUUAUUUAAAUUUAAAACUUUUUAAAUUAUCAUGUGGUUAUUUCGAACCAACACAAUCAAUCACAAAAUUAUAUGAUGAAUUACAUCAAUUAAAUGGCGAUGAAAAUAAUGAAGAAUAUUAUUGUUUAUUUCAAAAUGUACCAUAUCCGAUACCAAAAAAUAAGCCAAUGUCAAUAAAAAUAUUUUGUGAACAAUUACCAAUUCCAACAUCACGUGAAACUCCACUUGUUUUUUAUACAUUUUCAGCAUUAAAACAUGGUGAUACAUAUUCACCAAAAGUUCAUAUACCUGAUGUUAAAGCUAUUCGACAAUAUAAUGAUGUUGCUGCUGCAUGUGAAUGGAGUAAAGAUAUCGUUGGAUUAUUUUUUUAUGUUAAAACACAAUUAAUUGAAUAUCAACAUAUUUUACAAACAGCACAAUGUUCAACAACCAUCAUGCAACAACAUUUAAAAUCGAAAUUAUUAGAAUUUCUCUGUACAAUUCAUUCCAAACUUAUUGUUUUUCGUGCUAUUGAAGAAUUAAAAAAUAUUCUCGAUCAAAUUGAUAAUAGUACAAAUGGACAAUUAACACCAACAAAUGGUAAUUCAGUCAGUUUUAAUGGUUUAACUGGACCUCCGCAAAGAGCCCUAUCAACAAAUAGUGGUGAAGCACCAUCAAUUGGCUUUUCACAUUUGUUAAAUAAUCCACCAUCGAAUGAUGGUAGUUUAUCACCAGGAUCAACACGUCGUCAAUCAACUUCAUCUCCAAUGCUACUUAUUCAACAAAGUAUUCGCAUUUAUCUUCGAGCAUAUCUUCAACCAUAUGAACAAUUAAAGAAAUGUCAAAAAGAUAUAUUAGAAAUGAUUGAAAAGGAAUUUGGUGGUCAAUUAGGUAUGGUUGAAGAUCAAAAACCAUUUGUUAAUACACUUUGGUCAUCACAUCGUACUAAAACUUAUUCAUCAUGGAUUCAUCGUACAGAUAAACUUCUCAAAGAUUUAAAUGAUCUCCAUGAAAGCUUUCGUAAGGAUCGUUUAUUAAGUACAUAUAAUCGUUUACAAAGUGAUUCACAUUUUCGUCGUCGAAAAAAUCUCGAACAAUUACAGGAUAAAUUUGUUCAUUUUGCUACUGAUGAAUGUUAUCCAAAUCUUGUUCAAAUUUUUCAUGAUUAUAAUGAAUGGAUAAAACAACGUUCAAAUAUGAUUCAUGAUUUUGAACCAAAAAGAGUAACAGCAGCAAAAGAUCGGCCUGGUGCUGAAAAAGUAAUUUGUGAUGUAAGUGAAAUACCAAAUCCCAAUUAA
Molecule: messenger RNA, 2307 nt
Organism: Adineta steineri
Lineage: Eukaryota; Metazoa; Rotifera; Eurotatoria; Adinetida; Adinetidae
Source: the annotation of a GenBank genome assembly